Erigeron canadensis is the source of this 1376-nucleotide messenger RNA. RefSeq names its product cinnamyl alcohol dehydrogenase 1-like. The record is from RefSeq and is a predicted model, not a curated record. Gene Ontology annotation, molecular function: cinnamyl-alcohol dehydrogenase activity; zinc ion binding. Bases 120 to 1196 code for a protein of 358 amino acids. Gene Ontology annotation, biological process: lignin biosynthetic process. NCBI's taxonomy places the organism in Eukaryota, Viridiplantae, Streptophyta, Magnoliopsida, Asterales, Asteraceae. The transcript has 5 exons.
UAUAUCCGCCUUUGUCUAUAUACCCUCACCCCAUCUCACAAACAUAAACUCUAUCUCUCUCUAUCUCUCUCUGUGUCUGUCGUGUGUGUGUGUGAGUGUAAAAGAUCCCGGAAUCUGAAAUGGGAAGCUUGAAAGAAGAGAGAAAGACAACCGGAUGGGCCGCAAGCGAUCCCUCUGGUGUUCUAGCCCCAUAUAACUUUACUCUCCGAAAUACAGGAGCAGAAGACGUGUUGAUAAAGGUGAUAUGUUGUGGUAUUUGCCACACGGAUCUUCAUCAAGUUAAAAAUGACCUUGGAAUGUCCAAUUAUCCCAUGGUUCCUGGACAUGAAGUAGUAGGUGAGGUGGUCGAAGUGGGGCCCGAAGUCACCAAAUUCAAGGUUGGAGACUGCGUUGGAGUUGGAUGUCUUGUCGGGAGUUGCGACAAUUGCCGCCCUUGUAAGGCGGACGUCGAGCAAUACUGCAAUAAAAAAAUAUGGUCUUAUAACGAUGUUUAUACCGAUGGCAAGCCUACUCAAGGAGGCUUCGCCGGCUCCAUGGUUGUCCAUCAAAAGUUUGUGGUUAAGAUACCGGAAGGAAUGACACCAGAACAAGUUGCACCACUACUAUGCGCCGGGGUGACCGUGUAUAGUCCAUUGAACCACUUUGGAUUGAAAGGAAGUGGACUAAAAGGAGGUAUUCUUGGACUUGGUGGUGUUGGACAUAUGGGUGUUUUGAUAGCUAAAGCUAUGGGACAUCAUGUGACCGUCAUUUCUUCUUCUGACAAGAAGAAAGAGGAGGCACUUGAUGUCCUCGGAGCCGAUGAUUAUCUUAUCAGCUCUGAUGUUGAGCGGAUGCAGGAAUUAGCUGAUUCCUUUGAUUACAUUAUUGACACCGUGCCAGUGCACCACCCUCUCGAGCCUAGUCUGUCGUUGCUUAAACUCGAUGGGAAAUUGAUCAUCAUGGGUGUGAUCAAUGUGCCAUUGCAAUUUGUCUCACCACUCCUCAUGCUCGGGAGAAAGAUGAUCACGGGUACCUUCAUAGGUAGCAUGAAGGAAACUCAAGAGAUGCUCGAAUUUUGCAAAGAGAAAGGAGUGAGGUCCACGAUCGAGGUCGUGAAAAUGGACUACGUCAAUACCGCGAUGGAGAGGUUGGCCAAAAACGAUGUCAGAUACCGGUUUGUUGUUGAUGUUGCUGGUAGCAAUCUCGGAGAAGAAUAAAACAACAAUUUGAUCUAUUAAAAUAUACAAAAUACAAAUGCGAAGACUUUUUAAUCUUGUAAUCCGUUGACAAAUGAGUGUGACAAAUGCUAUACUUUUCCGUUGUGUUGAUGUAACUUCAAAAUUAUAAAAUUUAUUGAAUGAUGAAUUAAUAAUAUAUGUUUUUUAUUAUCUGUAAAA